AUGGGGCUUUCUUUCUCACUACUCUUGUCUGCUUGGAAGGAAGUCUUGACCAACCAGUUCUUCAGUUUCAAGAACCCUGUCGAGAGUUUUCUUGAAAUAAGAUCCUUCAGCUUCAAAUUGAAAGACCAAAGCUUUACAUCAAGAAACAACGGUUUGAAGCCGGAAAACUCUCCUAAGCCCACUAUGGAGAGGUCUUUGAGCUUCAAUAGCUGGGAAAUUCCAGCAGAACCCGAGACUCAACCGAUGAGCCAGGCAGUUGAUCCGAUUCUGGACACAAAGAAGCCCAUUCGCCACGCUUUGAACGGACGAACCUGCGAGAGAAUUCAAAUAACGAAACCCACGAUUAUUCCCCCUCAGCCUUUUGUGUUCUUCUCCCCAAGACCAGUCACCGAGCUUGAUGCAGCUGCAACUACGCUACAGAAGGUGUACAAGAGUUACCGGACAAGAAGGAACCUAGCAGAUUGCGCCGUUGUUGUUGAGGAGCUCUGGUGGAAGACUCUGGAUGCUGCAGCUCUGAAAUUGAGCUCGGUUUCCUUUUUCGAGGAAGAGAAGCAUGAAACCGCAGUCUCCAAAUGGGCACGAGCUAGAACACGAGCUGCUAAGGUUGGAAAAGGCUUGUCAAAAGAUGAAAAAGCUCAGAAGUUAGCUCUUCAGCAUUGGCUUGAAGCUAUUGACCCACGCCAUCGUUAUGGCCACAACUUGCACUUCUAUUACGAUGUCUGGUCCGCAAGCAAGAGUUCACAACCAUUCUUCUACUGGUUGGACAUUGGCGAUGGAAAAGAUGUAAAUCUUGAACACCACCCAAGAAGUGUUCUGCAGAAACAAUGCAUUAAAUACCUCGGACCAAUGGAGCGAGAAGCAUACGAAGUGAUAGUGGAAGAUGGGAGACUUAUGUAUAAACAGAGCAUGACUCUGAUCAAUUCCACGGAGGAAUCCAAGUCGAUUUUUGUACUUAGCACCACUAGAACCUUAUACGUAGGGCAGAAGAAGAAAGGUGUUUUCCAACACUCGAGUUUCUUGUCUGGAGGUGCCACAACCGCUGCAGGAAGACUGGUCGCCCGCGAUGGGAUUCUCGAGGCUAUAUGGCCAUACAGUGGACACUACCUCCCAACAGAAGACAACUUUAAGGAAUUCAUAAGUUUCCUGGAAGAGAACAAUGUUGAUCUCACCAAUGUUAAGAGGUGCUCUGUGAAUGAGGAAUAUUCUUCAUUCAAAUCCACUGGCGAUGAAUAUGAAGAAUCAAAAGAAGAGGAAGCAGAGAAUAAACCUGCAGAAACAAUCAUCAUUACAGAGGGCAAAGAAGAAGGAGAGAGAGCAAGCGAAAGACCGGUGUUCGAGCUGGCAAAGAGGUUGUCUUGCAAAUGGACAAGUGGGGUUGGUCCAAGAAUCGGGUGUGUUAGAGAUUAUCCAAUGGAGCUGCAGUCACAAGCAUUCGAACAAGUCAGUUUGUCUCCUCGGAUUUCGCCUGGUUCUGCACGUUUUCCGUCACCAUACGGUCCAAUUCCUUCUCCAAGGCCUAGUCCUAGAGUAAGGGUCUCCCCACGCUUAGCAUACAUGGGAAUCCCGAGCCCUAGAGUUCAAGUAAACUGUUAG
Arabis nemorensis is the source of this 1593-nucleotide messenger RNA. NCBI's taxonomy places the organism in Eukaryota, Viridiplantae, Streptophyta, Magnoliopsida, Brassicales, Brassicaceae. The record is from the annotation of a GenBank genome assembly.